AUGACAGUCAUAUUCGUUGUUUUUGUGUCGUUUGGCUGUGUUUUCUUCUUAGCACUCCCCUUAUUUGCUUUAUGUUACAUCCUAAAAAAGUCUAAAUGCAGCAAGAUGGCUGAAAAAGGUGAAAUUGUGCAUCUCGAUGAGCAUUUGAAGGUGACUGAGAAUGUUUUGCAAGGUCCAAAUGGCAUGAAGUUAGUUGCAAUUACAAUUGAUGAUGAUUUACAUGCUGAUGAAGAAGAAGAAGAAUGCAGGAAGAAUGAGAAACUUGGAAAAGACCUCCAUUAA
Messenger RNA from Lactuca virosa, 282 nucleotides. Lineage: Eukaryota; Viridiplantae; Streptophyta; Magnoliopsida; Asterales; Asteraceae. The record is from the annotation of a GenBank genome assembly.